Molecule: messenger RNA, 2114 nt
Organism: Petromyzon marinus (sea lamprey)
Lineage: Eukaryota; Metazoa; Chordata; Hyperoartia; Petromyzontiformes; Petromyzontidae
Gene: RPUSD3
Product: RNA pseudouridine synthase D3
Biological process (GO): pseudouridine synthesis
Molecular function (GO): pseudouridine synthase activity; RNA binding
Source: RefSeq, a predicted model, not a curated record
CCGUUCACUCGCGCAGAUCGUACUGAUCAUGGUCUCCCGAGUUCUCACCUGGUGAAACAAUCAACUUGAGACUUUAAAGCCACGACAUUUCGGGAAGCACAACUGGGACACGCGGCCCCCGAGUUGGAAGCCACGCCCUCUUUUAUAUAGCCCCUCCCGCCGCGUCGUUAGCACCGCCCAUGCAGCGAGUGGAUUGGCUGGUUCUUGGGUUGCCCCGCCCCAUAGACGUUUGUGGGGGGGGGGCGUGGAUGAGCGGUGCCACGACCUCCAACUUCAGGAAGAGCGCGCGCAUGCGCAGUAGUUGUGAUUGCAGUCCACGCGCAGGGAGACGCACGUGAGACAAUGCCGUCCCCGGUGCUGGGCGCCCGCUGUGCUGCGCGGUUCGCGGCGGCGCUGCGCCUCCGGGCCUUCAUGGGGACGCGGGCCCCCCUCGCCGCGAGGGAGACCCCGGCGGUCUCAUGGGCCCCGGUGAAGAAGGCCGAGCCCUUCUGGAGGCCUCGGGUGCCGGGGCGGGAGAGCGUGCUGCGGGCGCCGGGAGUGAGCGAUCCGGCGAAGAUGAACCGCGAGCAGCUGCUCGAAGCCCUGGUGGCGGCGGUGGUUUACCGGAAAGAUCCCAUCCUGGCGAUUGGUAAACCUGCCGGACUUGGCGUGCACGAGUCCCAGACGGUGCCUGAACAGCUGGCGCUGGAGCCUCUGCUGCCUGAGCUGGCCCGACUGUUGGGGGUGUCUCCCGAUCUGCACCUGGUGAAGGCGCCCAGCAGGGACGUGUCCGGCGUGGUGCUGCUCUCCGUGUGCCACCACACCACCAAGGAGCUGGAGGCCGCGUUCUCUCGCUUGCGCCGUGCCAGGGAGCCCGCCAGCACCUACUGGGCUGUGACGGUCGGCACUCCCGAGCGCGGGGAGGGCGACAUCGACGUUCCGCUGGCGACUCGCAAGAUUGGCGAUCACCUGCUGGUUGUUCCAGUCCCACACCCAACCAAGGCCAGUCUGAAGAGGCAGGAGGUGAAGAAAGCGCUGACGCGCUACCGCGUGCUGUGCUCUGCGGCUGACUGCGCGCUCGUGGAGUUGCAGCCUGUUACCGCGUUCCGGGACCAGCUGCGCGUGCACCUCACCAUUGCACUGUGCGUCGCCGUGGGCGACCACGUGUACAGUGGGCGUGUCGGACGUGUCUUGGGCGUUCGCGUGCCCGUCGCCCCGGAGACCGCCCUUCCCCGUGCUCAGGUUCUAGACGAAGCAGUCCUGUGCAGGAUGCACGUGUCCCAGCCACAGGUGCACCGCCUGCCGCUCCACCUGCACUUGGCCGCGAUGCACCUGCCGCGCUACGGGCCCGCCCAGGAGGGCACGUGGCCCACCGAGGGCCCCUGGGCCAACUGGUUUGGGGGUGACGUCAUCCGGGCGCCGGCCCCGCCAUACUUCCUGCGCACGAUGGAGCUGCUGGGGCUGGAGAGGGGCGGCGCGAGUGAGGAGGGGUGAUCAGUGGAGGGGAGCACUUGUGACGGGGUGUGGGUGGUUCUUAUUAGUGGUACAAUGGUUAGCGUGCCACGCUACGAACCCGGCGACCUGAGUUCAAUUCCCACUCAUGACCAAUAACAGCGGUGAAUAUUUCAACCAGUCCUGGGCAUCCCCUAAAACGAGGACCUGGUACGGUGUGUCAACAUCACCACUAGGGAAACAAAGGCGACCAGCUCCAGCUUCCUGUUAAUCUCGUGGCUUCUGUGUGGCCACCCCCACUCUGAACCCAUCCCCUCUCUCCGCCAUCCGCUGUGAAUACAGACGCUGCUCCUCUUUGCAGCAGCCUUGAGUCCCUCAUGUAGCCCCCUCCCGAUCCUCAUCUUUCCUUACCCUUUGUUCCAGUUUCUCCUUUCCUUUCCCACCCUUUUCUUUCCCAUUCUUAAUUCCUAGGUGUGCUGCGGUAUGUUUUUAAUUCAUGAACAGACACAUAGACAAUGGAAGAAAACCGCCAUUAACAUAAAACAUAAACAUUGAAAUGAACAAAUCUUGACUUAAAAUUUUCAUGACUGCAGGAAUUCAUAUUCUUUCGGUCUUUCGGUAAAGUCAUGUAGAUAGGUUCAAAGAAAAUAACUAAAAAACUAUUACUUUUCGAUCGCAACACA